AUGGGUUCAGUGCCUCCAUCUCCCGCUUAUGGCAAACGACUGAUCCCGGUCGAGAUUGACAAAAUUGCACGAGACGAACCGGAUCGGGUGCUCUUCUAUCUUCCCCGCAAUAACCAGCCUUCACAGGGAUACGACGUGGUGACCACAAGCAUAUUUGCCAAUGCCAUCAAUAGAGUGUGUUGGUGGCUUCAGUCCGAAGUGGGAACAGAGCCCAAGACAAUUGGCUACGUUGGACAGAAUGACAUAAGAUACCUGCUUCUGGUCGUGGCGGCCACAAAACUUGGCAAUAAGGUCCUCCUAUCCUCGCCGCGGAAUAGUCCCGAAGUACAUCUCUCUCUGGUCAAGCAGUCUGACUGCAAGUUCUGGAUUACCACACCGGGUGUUCCCAAGUUCGACUUUAUUGGGGUGCCGCUAAUUCGAAUCCCUGAAGUCAAUGAACUUCUAGAUUCCAAAGCCGUCAAGCCGUAUGUAUAUGACAAGGAAUGGCAAGAAGGACGUGAUGAUACCCUGUGUCUGCUUCACACCACUGGUUCGACCGGCCUGCCGCGACUGAUACCGAUCACACUGGCGGCCGCAUCUUCUGGUGAUGCGCUUGGCGGGAUGAAGCGCAUCCAGGGAAAAUUGCCCACUUUGGCGGAGUGGGCGGGCACCAAAAUGCUGAACGCAUUGCCUUUAUUCCAUGCUGCUGGACUCAGUUUCAGCUUGUUCUGUGUCAUUUUCUUCAGAUUCAGUGUCGUCUUUCCGCCUCCAGGGCCGGUCAUGCAAAAUAUGGUCGAAGAAACCCUCGAUAACAUUGAUCUUGAUUCUGCCUUUAUGACGCCCCUCGUUCUCAUAGACAUUGCCAACACGCCUCGCAUCUUAGACAAACUCGCAAAACUCAAGUUUGUCACAUCUUCAGGUGGUCCUGUUCCGCCGCCCGUGGGCAAUAUUAUCAACCCCCGUGUCCCUAUCAUGCAGACAAUGGGUAUGACCGAGGGCUUGGUAGUGCCGUCUGUGACUACGCAUCCCGAUGAGUGGGCGUAUUACCAUUUCCAUCCGGAUUGCGGCUUCGAGAUGCGACCUUAUUCGGAUACGUUGUACGAGUUGGUGUUUGUGAGGAGAAAGGAGCUGGCAGCCACUCAGACUAUCUUCCUAACGUUCCCCGAUCUGGACUUGUACGAAACAAAAGACUUGUACUCACGCCAUCCGACAUUCCCUGAGCUGUACAAGUACGAGACACGCAAAGAUGAUCUCGUCGUGAUGGCAACAGGAGAAAAAUUCAACCCCGCAGCGGCCGAAUUCCAGUUGGCUCACCACCCCUGGCUUGCCGCCGUCUACAUUGCCGGCCAGGGUCGUUUUCAGACGGCCGCGCUGCUCAAUCCGGCACAGGAUCAAUCGGAGGUGUCCGACGAUGAGAUUUUGGAAGAGGUCUGGCCAACCAUUGAAACUAUCAACAAGGCUCUGCCCGCUUUUGCUCAGCUUCAUCGCAACUUUAUUCGAAUUGUUCGCACACCCUUUCCACGCACGCCCAAGGGCACAGUAGCACGCUAUGGGAUUGAUCGGAUCUAUACCAAGGAGCUUGAAGACAUCUACAAAAAUUCGGAUAACUCGGAGCCUUCAACCUCUUUGCCGGUGGGUACUUUGCAGGUCGAUGGGAGUAGCGAGGAAACUAUCCGUAACGGUAUCCGGGAAGCCAUUCAGAUUGUGUCGCCGGAUUUGGAGCUCGAACUGGUCAAGGAUGAUGACAACCUUCUCGUACAUGGAUUUGACUCUCUCCAAGUCACCCGACUUUCGAGACUUCUCAGCUCUUCUAUCCAAACUAACCCGGGUAUGAUAUAUGCGAAUCCUUCCAUAACCCAGCUGGCACAUGUACUGUGGACGCAGCUGCAGGGCUCCGGACAAGGCCAGCAAGAAACAGAUACAGCGGACCUCCUCCGCACCAAGGCUGUAACCCAGACCAUUACCAAGCAUUUAUCGUCUUUCACGUUGUCCCGAGACCCAAAAGAAUACAUCAUCCUCACAGGCACGACAGGAGCUAUUGGCUCCUAUCUUCUUGAUGCUCUGUGCAAGAACAAUCGCGUUGCCAAAGUCUGGUGCUUGAACCGCAGCAGCACGGAGGAUGCGGUCCGCCGACAAACCGAAAUAGCCAAGUCAAAGGGAUUGUCUUUGAACUGGAAGGGUAAAGUUCAGUUUGUCCAGAUGGAUUUGGCAUCAGAGUCUCUUGGUCUGAGCCAAGCAGACUUGAAAGAGAUUAGAAACCAAGCAACGACUAUAAUUCAUAAUGCCUGGGAAGUCAACUUCAAUCUCCCUCUGUCCUCUUUUGAGACACAGCUCAUCGGGCUCCAAAGCCUGGUCCGUAUCUGCACAGAGACUCAGAAUAAGAUUCGCUUUUUCUUCGUUUCCUCCAUCAGCGGCGCCAUGAAUUGGCCCUCUCACCUCUUGGGUCCUAUACCUGAGGCUAAACUAACAAAUCUUGAUGCCUCCAUCAACGGUUACGGCGCCUCCAAGCUUGUAGCUGAGCAUCUGCUCGGUAAAGCUGCCCAAUCGGGCGCACUGCGUCUCUCGGUCCUGCGCGUAGGUCAAGUUGGAGGACCCGUCGCGACUCGUGGAGAAGGUAGCAUAUGGACGCGGAGGGAUUGGGUGCCAGCGAUCAUAGACGCAUCAGCGUAUAUCGGCAAGCUGCCUGCGAACUUGGGCGGCGCUACGGCUCUCGACUGGAUUCCCAUCGAUCUGUUGGCCGAGGUCAUGAGUCAGCUAAUUGAUUCAGAUGCAACAUCAACGGGCGUUAGCCAAGAAGUAGAAACUUAUUACAACAUCGUCAACCCUCGAACUGUUAGCUGGAUUUCACUGCUGCCCACUGUACAGGCCCGUCUGGAGACAGCUCUGUCGCCAAAGAAGGUGCAGGUCGUUCCCUUUUCUCAGUGGCUAGAGGACCUGGAGAAGGCCGAAGACGCGAUCGUCAAGGAGGCGGAGAAGAAGAACGGGUCAACUGUUUCUCAGGUUGCGGCAAGCCGAGCGCAGACAGGGCUCAAAUUGUUGUCCUUUUUCCGGGCGAUGGCAAAAUCUUCUGACGAUGAUGCUGUUGCGGCAGCAUCAUCCACCCCGAACUGGGCUGUUGGCAAUGGCUUGGCACGAAGCUCUGUCUUUGCCCAGUUGACACCUGUGUCUCCCGCCUGGUUCGAGACUUGGCUAGAUCAAUGGGGCUACUAA
This is a messenger RNA of Trichoderma gamsii, 3189 nucleotides long. RefSeq lists its product as hypothetical. The coding region runs from base 1 to 3189 and encodes 1062 amino acids. NCBI's taxonomy places the organism in Eukaryota, Fungi, Ascomycota, Sordariomycetes, Hypocreales, Hypocreaceae. The record is from RefSeq and is a predicted model, not a curated record. The transcript has 6 exons.